Molecule: messenger RNA, 163 nt
Organism: Paramuricea clavata
Lineage: Eukaryota; Metazoa; Cnidaria; Anthozoa; Malacalcyonacea; Plexauridae
Source: the annotation of a GenBank genome assembly
AUGGCGGGCCGACAGCGAGAAGUGCAAUGGACCUGCAAUUAUAGUAUGCCAGUGAAUCAACAUAACAAAUCAAUACGAAAAAACGACGGAAUGCUAAUAUUGAUAAACGACGGAAUGCUAAUAUUGAUAAACAUGCGAAUAACGAAUCAAUGCGAAAAACGAA